AGUGCGGGCAAGAAAACCCUGCCCUGCAACCCCGUAAGACACAAUCAAGUCUAGGUUGCAACUUUCGGCCCCCCAGACCAAAACACAUUCCCAUCCCUACACACUCUCUCACCCACUACGCUCUCGAUGUGGAUAGAGGGUCUCCAGCUGGAAAGGUGCUUCUGCCGGAUGCUCUCCGGCCAGAAUGAGAGGCUGGAGUCGCGCGGAGGCGCAAGGGAUGCAGGAGAAGGCGGGAGCGGAGCCGAAGAGGCAGCCAACGAGGCUUGGGCUCGGAAACAAGCGGGAAAGGGCGGGAAGGGGCAAAGGGCGGCCAAGGAAGGCGAAAAGGGGAAGCUACAGCAGGGCGGGAGCGGGCGGAGGGGCGGGACGCGGUGGGGAGCGCGGGGGCGCGGGAAGGGGAAAGAGACCGGAGCUUGGGCCGACCCAGGCCGCGGAUGCCGAGGGGGCGCGGAGAGGCCCCGGCCCGGCCCGGCCCGGCCCAGGCAGUCAACGCCGGGGGGGACGACGCGACGAGAGGCGGGCGGGCCCAGGGGAAGCCGCCCGAGGCCAGUCCGGGCCCACAGGCCGAAACGCGAUGCCGCGGCCCCUCCCCGUCAUGUCAAGGGACUCACCUCCUCGCAGCUGGGCGCUCCGGGAAUCCGGUCCCGUCAGUUCAGAUCGUCUCUCGCAGAUCGCAGCGCCUGA
Messenger RNA from Lutra lutra (Eurasian river otter), 684 nucleotides. Its product is annotated as translation initiation factor IF-2-like. The record is from RefSeq and is a predicted model, not a curated record. The coding region runs from base 127 to 684 and encodes 185 amino acids. Lineage: Eukaryota; Metazoa; Chordata; Mammalia; Carnivora; Mustelidae. The transcript is spliced from 2 exons.